CAUCUAUAAACCAGUCUCAGUAGGAGUGAGGACAAAGCUGUAGACAGGUCACCCUUUUGACAGUUAACGUUUGCCAAAAUGUGGAAAAAACCGAAGACCGCAGAGUCCACGACCAACCGACGAUGUUUCUCACUCGUCCAUCAAUACAUUCAGCGCUUUAAUGAGGUGUCUGGCAGCAAGUCAGCUGUCAUCCGGAGAAGAUCUGAGACUCCUGGAGUAAUGAUCACGCAGUAUGUAUUGGACAUACCAGAGGGAAAAAGCACCCCAGACUUUGAGAGUAAACCGAUUCCAGUAUCUAUCAAGGAAGGGCAAGUAGCCAGUUUCAAGGUUGUGGUGAAAGGGGAUCCGAAACCAGAAGUGUCAUGGAGAAGAGCUAAAGGGCCCAUUACAGACAAGAACAAAUUUCAGAGUAAAUAUGAUGAAUCAUCAGGAGAGCAUAUAUUCGAGAUUGUCAAAGUGUCUGGUGAGGAAACAGAUACAUACAAAUGCUAUGCUGCCAACGAAUAUGGAAAAGCUGUCUGCACAACAACAUUAAAUGUGAUUGAGGCUUCGAAAAAUCCAUCAGACUUCAGAAAACUGCUGCGGAGAAGGUAAGAAAAC
Anarrhichthys ocellatus (wolf-eel) is the source of this 600-nucleotide messenger RNA. RefSeq names its product immunoglobulin-like and fibronectin type III domain-containing protein 1. The record is from RefSeq and is a predicted model, not a curated record. The transcript is spliced from 7 exons. Lineage: Eukaryota; Metazoa; Chordata; Actinopteri; Perciformes; Anarhichadidae. Gene Ontology annotation, biological process: sarcomere organization. Gene Ontology annotation, cellular component: M band. The coding region runs from base 79 to 594 and encodes 171 amino acids.